Messenger RNA from Amoebophrya sp. A25, 346 nucleotides. The record is from the annotation of a GenBank genome assembly. Lineage: Eukaryota; Dinophyceae; Syndiniales; Amoebophryaceae.
AACGGAAAUCAUCAAUGAGUACUUGUAACGCCAAGCAGAGCGCACCUACAGCAAUACAAAUAGCUGAGCCUACAACUACAUCAACAUCGACAAGCAAGGUGCCACAGAAUCUGCAGGUGUUGGCCUCUAAGAAGUCAGAAGAAAAGCCAAUGAGUGCAGCGUCUGAACUUCGUGUGCCCGUUUGUGCAGAGUCCUCAUAUUCCGAAGGAAAAUCAAAUCAAGGCUUCUCCAAUGCAUCAAAAACAAGCAGCAGUAAUCGCGUAGUCCCUAAAGCAAAAGCAGUUUCUUCUAGCGAUCAGGAAAAACGAGGUCUCGGCCGCACCACGGGGGUCGCUGUGGAAAAGAG